UCAACUCAUCAUGCGAACUGCAUCUGUUAAAGACAUAGGAAAAGAAUGCCGUCGUCGAUCCGCAUGAAGAUUUUAAUUAGCUUGAAACUUGUAGUGGGCUUGUUAUUGUCUACUGUUGGCAACUUCCAUUGCCAAGCUUCGCCUCCUCGUUACACUUUUGUGGUGGAAGAAACUCCAUACAAACGACUGUGUAGCACAAAAAACAUCUUGACUGUAAACGGCCAAUUUCCUGGACAAACGAUGUAUGUUCACGCUGGAGAUACUAUCGUGGUGGAUAUCUAUAACAAGGGAAAUCGUAACAUUACCAUCCACUGGCAUGGAGUUAAGCAACCGAGGAAUCCAUGGUCGGACGGUCCUGAUUACAUCACACAGUGUCCUAUCCAACCAGGAGCCAGGUUUACCCAAACCAUUAUAUUUUCCUCAGAGGAAGGGACUCUAUGGUGGCAUGCUCACAGCCAGUGGGAUCGAGCCACCGUCCACGGUGCUAUAGUCAUAUACCCCAAGAAGGGAGCCACUUACCCUUUUCCCAAACCUCACGCUGAAUUUCCAAUCAUCUUGGGAGAGUGGUGGAAGGAAGAUAUCGGUCAACUGUACAGUGAAAUGAUUCAAAGCGGAGGGGACGCAAAUACUUCAACUGCUUUCCUCAUCAAUGGUCAACCAGGCGAUCUCUAUCCUUGCUCAAAACCAGACACAUUUAAGCUCAAAGUUGUUUCCGGCGAAACCUACCUGCUCAGACUAAUCAACUCCGUAGUGCAAGAGAUGAUGUUUUUUGCCAUUGCCAAUCACAAAGUCACGGUUGUAGGCUCAGAUGCUAGCUACACCAAGCCAUUUUCAACAGAUUAUGUGACCAUAUCUCCCGGCCAAACCAUUGACCUCUUGUUAAAUGCGGACCAAAUUCCCAACAACUACUACAUUGCUGCUAAAGCCUAUAGUGCCGGGGCUGGGGUUCCCUACGACAACACAACCACCACGGCCAUACUCCUAUACCAAGGAAAUUCUAAUUCAUCUCCUACUUCUUUGCCUAAUAUUCCUUCCCGUAACGACACCAACGCAUCGGUUCACUUUACCGGUAAACUCAAAAGCUUGGCUGAUAAAAACCACCCCAUUGACGUGCCGCACAAGAUAACAACUCAUUUGCUCUUUACACUCUCCGUCAACUUACUACCCUGCCCGAAUAAUUCAUGUGCUGCGCCAAACGGGACUCGUAUUGCCGCCAGUGUCAACAACAUUAGCUUUGUCAACCCCACCAUUGACAUAUUGCAAGCUUACUAUUACCAUGUCAAUGGGGUAUAUGGAACUCGCUUUCCAAAUUUCCCGCCCUUGCUAUUUAAUUUUACAGCUCAGCACUUGCCGUUGUACCUACUCCCGGCGAAACGAUCGACAGAGGUGAAGAUACUGGAGUACAACUCAAUGGUUGAGAUUGUGUUUCAGGGGACAAAUAUAGUGGAUGGAGAUGACCAUCCGAUGCAUCUCCAUGGAUUCAGUUUCUACGUUGUGGGAUGGGGGUUUGGGAAUUUUGACAAGGAAAAGGACCCUUUGACGUAUAAUCUUGUCGAUCCUCCUCUUCAGAACACCAUCGCUGUCCCUAAAAAUGGUUGGACUACCAUUAGAUUCAAAGCAGACAAUCCUGGAGUUUGGUUUAUGCACUGUCAUACUGAUCGACAUAUGUCAUGGGGCCUAGUCAUGACGUUCAUAGUGAAAAAUGGAAAGGACCUAGGAGCGCAAAUUUUACCUCCGCCGCAAGGAAUGCCUCCGUGCUAACAAUUUUUAUAUAGAACUAUGUUCCAAAAUGUGCGUACCAUAUGUAUAGCCCCACUUAUUUGUAGUCAAUACAAGAAGCUUCUUAGCAUUGACUAGGGUCAUGUUGAAAUUUCCUCAUAAAAAGAUAUUAAAAUUUGAAAUUAAUAAUCUCGAUUGAUUAAAUUUAUGCAACUUAUUGUCUUGAAAUGUCUUGUUCAAGUGCCAGACCAGGUCGAUACUGGUCCAGAAUCAUAUAGUUUUCAAUCACCAGGGCCAACUUGUAUUAAUAUUCAAAUGACUAGUCCAAAUCAAUGAAGUUGCAGAAAUUUAAUCAAUCGUGAUUAUUUAUUUCAAAUUUUAAUAUCUUUUUAUGAGGAAAUUUCAACAUGGACCCAGUCAAUGCUAAGAAGCUUCUUGUAUUGACUACAAAUAAGUGGGACUAUAUAUGGUACGUACAUUGGCUAUUAGAUGUUUCUUCCCUGAACCCCUAUACUGGAAAUUUUUUUAUGUGUCUGA
This is a messenger RNA of Malus domestica (apple), 2256 nucleotides long. Its product is annotated as laccase-15-like. The record is from RefSeq and is a predicted model, not a curated record. Gene Ontology annotation, molecular function: hydroquinone:oxygen oxidoreductase activity; copper ion binding. Lineage: Eukaryota; Viridiplantae; Streptophyta; Magnoliopsida; Rosales; Rosaceae. Gene Ontology annotation, cellular component: apoplast. Gene Ontology annotation, biological process: lignin catabolic process.